UGAUGAGUUAUACCCAGAAGAUCCAGAUUAUACAGGCGAAAAGAAAAUAGCUAUGUCCACAGAUAAGACGGUUGAAGAUCUCAUGAGAGAGGGUGAUUCUAGGUUUAGAAGACCCUUGCUUCUGUGAAGCAGCGUGUUAUGAUUAAUAUCUCCUUCACAGUAUUCUGGCUAAUUCUUCUGAACAUGAAGAUGACUGGAAAAUUAGAAAAAUGGAGAGUGGAAGAAGCAAAAAAUGUAUCCUGUGUUACCUCUUAUAUGAUUUUCAGCUCUUGGAGAUUAACACUGUAAUACUAGUAGUGUUGAAGAAGACGCAACGGCUGGGCAUUAUGGAAGUCUUGAUAUUACGGAUUGAAGAUCCGGGUUGCUUUUGGGUUACUAUGAAAGGAUGUGGGCCUUAUGUAGUUGAUGAAAUAGAAUAUAAAAAGCUGAAUGCAGAAAUGAAUCAGUUCUAUGACAAAUCUUGUGAAGCUGUGGAUGAAGUGAAGCCAAUAACAUUAGAAAAAGACCAGGUAAAAUCAUUGCUUUGUGUGGUUUUCAGUGAGGAGCUGAAGUGCUGGUGUAGAGCGGUUGUUAAGUCUAUCAUGUACUGUGCAGACCAUUAUCAGAUAGAAUGUUUUCUAGUGGAUUAUGCAAAAUAUACUUUUGUUAAAUCAAAGGACGUCCGAGUUGCAGUGGAAGCAUUUACGCAAAUCCCAUUUAGAGCAAAAAAAUGUAGAUUGUAUUGCACAAAGCCAGUGACAUUGCGCAUCAACUUUUGUGAAGAUACAGCAAAAAUAGUACCAGCCAAAAGAUGGGAUAAUGCUGCUACGCAGUAUUUUCAAAGUCUUCUGCAAGCAACUACCCAAAUCAAAGCAAAGUUAUGUACUGUGGAAGAUAACACAUUUCAUGUAAUUCUUUAUGUGACAAUAGAAGAUGAAAAGGUAUGCAUUAAUGAUGAUCUUGUUUCAAAGAACUUUGCUCAUUUUGAGGAAGCUGAGGAGAAUAUUCGAAGUCCAGCAAAAGAACAAGAGAACCAGACAUCAUUAAAUAUUGAUUCUCCUCUGAUAAAAAUUAAUCCAGCGCUUGCUCUCAGGCCAGUGCAGUUGCAAGAGAAGGUACCAAUGAAUCUUGAAGCAGGUCGUACUAUUUCUGGUUCUCUUGAAAAGACAUACCAAAGGUCAAACAUGGAUCUGAAGGAAAAUAAUGAAUCUAGAUUUCAAGACCUUUUUGAAAGAAGCUUUGUUUGUCUUAGCAACAAAAUUGAGCCAACUUCAAUUUUGGAAAAAGCACCACUUCAUGAUAAUCUGAAAAAGGAACUUGCUCAGGAAAAGUUUUUAGGCCCUAAUUUCACAGAAUCUUACUGUUGGCCAGCAGUAGCUCGAGGAUGUGACGUAGUUGCCAUCUCGUAUCAAGGAAAUGACCCUUUCUUAUAUAUUCCACCGGUUCUUGCUUUCUUGCAAGUGGAAAGCUGCUACAAAGCCUUGCCGAAAAGAAAUGGUCCGCUGGUGCUUAUUUUAUGUCCUGGCUGGAGGAAGGCACAGAUUGUUUUUGAGUUACUGAAAAAAUACAGCAGAUGCUCCAGACUGCUUCAUCCAGUGUUGAUAUUACUUGGGAAGAAAAAAGAAGAAGCUGAAGCAGUGAAAAUCCAAGGAUGUGAAAUAAUUGUGACUACACCAUAUAGCCUCCUGAGAUUGUAUGAAUAUCACCUUUUAUUGUUUUGUAGACUCUGCCAUCUUAUUUUGGAUGAAAUUGAAGUACUGUUCUCUGAAGCUGCUGAAGAGGUUUUUAUUAUAUUAGAUUACUACAAGAAAAACCUCAUUACUGAGGAAUGGAAGUAUUCGCCACAUCAAAUUAUUGCUGUUGGAACUCAGUGGAAUAAGCAUAUAGGAAGCUUAAUAAAGGAGUUCAUGAAUGAUCCUUACAUUGUGAUAACAGCUUUGGAAGAAGCUUCCAUUUAUGGAAAUGUGCAACAGGUUGUGCAGUAUUGUGUGAGCAGUGAGAGAACUGCUGUGUUACUCAAAAUAUUGGAUUUCACCCCUAAUAAUCUUCAGAAGGUGCUGGUUUUCACAAAUUCCGUAGAUGAAGUAGAAACAGUACAUAAGGCACUGAAGAGCAACUCAAUAUUUGCCUUCAAAAUACAUAAAGAAAUGGAGUUCAAUUUCAAGUGUUUCUUAGAGCAUUGGACAAAAAGCUAUAGCAAUGGCAGUCAUGUUGUGUUAGUUCUUACAGAUGACUGCAUGCAGUUCUUGGAAAUUACAGAUGCAUCUUGUGUGAUACAUUUCAGUUUUCCUUCUUCUCCAACAAUCUUUGGUCAACGUCUAUACAACAUGUCUGACAACUUCCAUAAUGUGAUAAAGGAUUCAUCUGAUCGGGACCAUCGACAGGCAAGGUCAGUCAUAAUGCUAACAGAAAACAGUGAGUGCCAUACUGUUGGGAUCCUGCACUAUUUGGAGCGUGCUGAAGCUCACAUUCCACCAGAACUGAGUGGUUUUCUGGCCAAGGUGUUAGAAGCUGAAGAAAAAAAGAAGUUUGCAAGGCCGUUGUGCACCUAUCUUAAAAUGUUUGGGACUUGCAAGAAUAGAGCAGUGUGUCCAGACCGUCAUCAGAUUGAUUUACAAAUAGACAUGCUCCAGAAUAUGCCAGAUAAAACUAUACAAACAUCUGGAUAUGUGACAGUACUGCCUCUCCACAUUGUAAAUGCAACGAACUACUUUGGUCGUAUAGUAGAUAAACAAAAGGAUCAAUAUGCCAUUCUUGCUGAAGAAAUGAAUGGGUAUUUUAAGGAGGCUAGUAAUAGAGUUGCUGUUCAAAAGGUAGAGAAGCUAGCUUUGUAUGGAUUCUGUGAGGAAACGGUCUUUCACAGGGUUCAGGUGGUAGAGACUUCUUCGAAAGAAGAUUUAUUCUUGGACAUGGAAAUUAAAUACAUAGAUGAAGGCAGAACUAGACAAGUUCAGAGCUCUCAGCUUCUUCACUUACCUGCAAGAUUUCAGCAUCUGCCACCUCAGGCUAUGGAAUUUAUAGUUUGUAGAGUUAAACCCAUUGAUAAUGACAGUGAAUGGAACCCAAGGGUAACUCAUUAUAUCCAUCAGAAAAUUGAAAGAAAGCCACAUGAAGCAAAAGUGGUACUUACUUUAGGAAACACGGUUUGGAUUGACCCGAUGGUCCGGGUUACCAGGCUUCCAGAUUUGAAGGUGUGUGUCAAUGAAUACAGCGUGCGAUCUGAGAUUUUGUCUACGGGUCUGGGAACUGAUAAUCCAGAACAUAUAUCGCAGCUUCAGAAGUUGUAUGAGCAUGUGAAGGUAUUAAGUCACAUGAAGAAUUUGGAGCCUUUAAGUGUAAAGGAGGAUACAGCUAGUCCUGAGAAUGUGUCUGAACUGCAGAACAUGUCCGUACAGGGAAAUUCUUCUGAAAACUGUAAUUCUUCUAAAAUGGCUGUGGGGAAUCAUCUGUGUGAUGGUGUUACUCAAACUAAGGAAGCAGAAGACUCUUCCCUGCAUCAGCAGAAAUGUUUUUAUCCAGAAAUACAGUGGUUUGAAAAUGAAGAGGCUGUUACAGUGAAGGUUAAAAUAGCAAGGAUAGCUGACUAUAAAUGUGAAUUCUCUAAGGAGAAGGUGAUUUUCAGUGCUUGCUCAGGGGGCAAAUUUUAUUUGGCUGAUAUGGAGUUGCAUCAGUGUAUACUUACAGAAAAGUCUGCAUGUGAGAUUAAGGAUAAAGAGGCUAUUAUUGUCCUCAGAAAAGAGAAAAAAGGAGCAUGGUGCAAGUUACUGAAGAACAAGAAUCCUCACGUGUCUUUUGACUUCGAACAUUGGGAAGAUUUUGAAGACAAAAGCCCUUUCCCAGUUGGUACUAAAAAGCUGUAUUGCACUGCUGCAGUAACGGAAGAACUGAUUGACUCUUCAGAAGACAGUAGUACAGAAAGUGAUGAGUAAUUGGGAGAUGCAUCUUUUUUUUCUUUCUGUUAAGGAUAACGUUGCAAAGUAGUAUCUAUUGCAUGAGAAUUACUCCCAGAAUUGAUGGAUCUAAAUGUAUAGAUUGCAGAAUUGUCUUUAAUUUUGGGAGGAAGAUGGUAAGCAAAGUCCUUACUUCUAAGCAUCUGAAGAAACACUCUACAGGAUAACUUCAUACAUAUUUUUCCGAUGUCUUCAGAAUUGUUGGCUUUAAUGAUUAUGUGCAAAUAUAUAUAUGUAUUGAAUUAAAGAGCUUCUGAGUUUGGUAUGGUAGCAGUAGUUAAUAAUUUUUUGGAGUUUCACAAGUUCUGAUGACAAGUCAAUUGUUUCUGCCACAACUUUAUAUGUGUACAGCAUCAGCUUUGUAAUUGCUUAUUUGUCGGUUCUGCGUGAAUAAAUUCAGAUGGCAAUCUGUCUUUGACUGGAAA
Messenger RNA from Numida meleagris (helmeted guineafowl), 4354 nucleotides. It is a transcript of the gene TDRD12, whose product is annotated as tudor domain containing 12. Gene Ontology annotation, biological process: transposable element silencing; germ-line stem cell division. Lineage: Eukaryota; Metazoa; Chordata; Aves; Galliformes; Numididae. The transcript is spliced from 30 exons. Gene Ontology annotation, molecular function: nucleic acid binding; ATP binding; metal ion binding. The record is from RefSeq and is a predicted model, not a curated record. The coding region runs from base 210 to 3908 and encodes 1232 amino acids.